Molecule: messenger RNA, 691 nt
Organism: Pezoporus occidentalis (night parrot)
Lineage: Eukaryota; Metazoa; Chordata; Aves; Psittaciformes; Psittacidae
Product: DNA-directed RNA polymerase II subunit RPB1-like
Exons: 4
Biological process (GO): DNA-templated transcription
Cellular component (GO): RNA polymerase II, core complex
Molecular function (GO): DNA binding
Source: RefSeq, a predicted model, not a curated record
UUGCAGCGUGACGACCCCGUACAACGCGGACUUUGACGGCGACGAGAUGAACCUGCACCUGCCGCAGUCGCUGGAGACGCGGGCGGAGAUCCAGGAGCUCGCCAUGGUGCCGCGCAUGAUCGUGACCCCGCAGGCCAACCGGCCCGUCAUGGGCAUCGUGCAGGACACGCUCACCGCCGUGCGCAAGUUCACCAAGAGGGACGUCUUCCUGCAGCGGGGCGAGGUGAUGAACCUGCUCAUGUUCCUGUCCACGUGGGACGGGAAGGUGCCCCAACCCGCCGUGCUCAAGCCCCGCGCCCUAUGGACCGGGAAACAAAUCUUCUCGCUCAUCAUCCCCGGGCACAUCAACUGCAUCCGGACCCACAGCACCCACCCCGACGACGAGGACAGUGGGCCCUACAAGCACAUCUCACCCGGGGACACCAAGGUGAUCGUGGAGAACGGGGAGCUCAUCAUGGGCAUCCUGUGCAAGAAGUCCCUGGGGACGUCGGCCGGGUCCCUGGUGCACAUCUCCUACCUGGAGAUGGGCCACGACACCACGCGCCUCUUCUACAGCAACAUCCAGACCGUCAUCAACAACUGGCUCCUCAUCGAGGGGCACACCAUCGGCAUUGGGGACUCCAUCGCCGACGCCAAAACCUACCAGGACAUCCAGAACACCAUCAAGAAGGCCAAGCAGGACGUCAUUGAG